UCACUUCCGGCCGCUCUAGCCGCUGUGCGCACUCCUCUUCCUGGCCAGCCUGCCGGGGCGGGGAGUUGGGGAUUCCCCUCGCGCGGCGGAGAGCGUUGGGGGGUGUGUCGGCUCUGGGGCAGGGGGCCUGGCUCUAGUUAGCGCUGAGCCGCGGCCGCGUGGGCGGCCGCGCGCCGUGAGGGAAAAGGUUCUGUGAAGCGGCAGCACCCUGAGGCGUGGGAGGGGGAGAGAGCAGGCAGCUGAAGCACCCGGAGGGGCGGGAGAGUAGCACUUCGGGGGAGCAGAACACUCUGAAGAGGAGGGGAGCAGCACCUUGAGGGCGAGUGUUGUGUGGUGGGGAAGCAGGACACCGCAAGGCAGGGAGGGGAAAACAGCACCCUGAGGGGGUCAAGGGGGCACAACCACCUAAGUGGCAGUGAUUGUGCAUUUUAUGGGCAUAGUGGGUGCAUUAACCCUAAGCAUGGCCUUGAUUCACCCAAACCCUGGUACUUCAGCCUGAGACGUGAACAUUUUGACUGGUUCAGAGGCAUUUAGCAGUAAACUCUGGUUUUCUUACAUUGGCAGCUGCCUGGAAUGGGGCCUUCCAUCCCUUCUGGAACAUAGGCUAGGACUGGACUUGUGUCCCCUCUGCUCUCACUUAGGAGUCACUCUAUGGAAGCAGGAAUGAAACUCUUGUUCUCAUGCUCUGGUGCAGUGUGAGGGCCUCUUUUAUAGUUAACCGGCUGUACCCUCUUGGUGGUAUACUUUAUUCCUUUCCCCAGAGUUUGCCUUAUGUGUGUCCAAGGGGUGAAAAGAUAAAAAUGUCAGAAGAAGUUGGGGCUCCUAGGAGCCCCUCCUCAGCAGCUGGAGGUCAAGUCCCCUUUCUGCACAAAGAACUGUGUGACUGUGAUUCUGUACCUGCCAAGUGUAAAUGUCCAGCAGCUCCAUCACCUCCUGUACCAGACAAUCCCCAGCUGCAGUCCAGAGCAUCAUUGGACUCUAUAAUCGGGGAAGGAUGUAGAAUUCAAGUGUCUGUUAUUCUGCCUGUUCACAAUUCUGAAUGUUGGUUGGAUGAAUGCUUGAAGUCUGUCAUGAAGCAAGAUUUUGAAGGUACCAUGGAGCUGUCUGUGUUUAAUGAUGCUAGUAAGGAUAAUUCAAUUAAUAUAAUUGAAAAAUGGAAGCUCAAGUUGGAAGAUGUGGGUAUUCAGGUUGUCAUUGGUGGUCAUGAUUCACUUCAACCCCAAGGAGUUGGCUUUGCUAAAAACCAAGCAGUAAUACAGAGUUCAGGGACCUACCUCUGCUUUCUGGAUUCUGAUGAUGUGAUGAUGCCACAGAGGGUGAAACUGCAGUAUGAAGCUGCCAUUCAGCAUCCAAAUAGUAUUAUAGGUUGCCAAGUCAGGAGAGAGCCAUUGGAUUCUACUGAACGAUAUACUCGUUGGAUCAAUAACCUGACACCUGGACAACUUCUUACACAGGUUUUUACCUCCCAUGGACCCACUGUGAUCAUGCCUACCUGGUUCUGUUCCCGAGAAUGGUUUUGUCACGUGGGCAAAUUUGAUGAGGGUGGGAAGGGUAUUCCAGAAGACUUGCUGUUCUUUUAUGAACAUAUCCGAAAGGGUGGUGGAGUCUUUCGAGUUGACCAGUGCCUCCUCCAGUAUCGCUACCAUCCACAGGCAGCUACUCAUUCUGUUCUAGAGGAAACCAUCUGGAAUCACCGAGUCAGGUUUCUGGAAGACAGAGCCCUCAAGCACUGGACAUCUUUCACCAUUUGGAAUGCUGGCAAACAGGGAAGGAAGCUCUAUAGAAGCUUAUCACCAGCUAAUCAGAAAAAGGUAGCUGCAUUUUGUGAUGUUGAUGAAAAUAAGAUAGCGAAAGGUUUCUACACUUACCAAGAAUCCAAGGAGAGCAAAACCCCAAAUUCCCAUACAACAUUUCAGAGACGGCAACCCCACCUUUCAUUAUUCUGUGUAAAGCUGGAUCUGACAGGUGGAGGAUUUGAAGAAAACUUGGCCACACUAGACUUGAAAGAGGGACUGGAUUAUCAUCAUUUCAACUGAAUACUUGAGGUACAGCAGUGAAAUUGGUGCUUUAUGUAUCCUGAGCGAUGUGUAUGUUAAAAACAAAACUGUGUCUAGAGAGGGUUAGGUUUUGUAGUUACUAAUUUGAACUUCACCCAGUGUAUCUCUUCUGAGCAUUUAUUCUUUUCCAAAGGCAAGAUAAAGUUAUACCUUUGAUAUCUAUAUUUACCAGUUGUUAAUAUGGCACAUUACUGGCUUAGCAGUCAGUUUAUAAUUGUGAUUCUUCCUGCUUAUUAUCACAAAAACAAUAGUGAAAGUGCUAUUUUUGUUGCUAAUUUUAAGUGUACAAAAUUUGUUACUGCUGCUUAUACUCUUGGUGUAAGUAGCCCAUCCAAUAUUAUCCAUUAGAUUACAGACCAAGCUGCUACCAUAAGAAAACAUUAAAACCAUAGCAAACAAUGUACACAGCAGUUUAAAUGUUCACAACAAUGGAAGUGUUUAAGGACCUUAGUGACUCAAGUUCUGUCCAGAGUGGUCAGGGGCCCCAAGCCAUUCCCUGGAGUUGGUUAAUCUCCUGCUACUGACAAUAGCAGCUGGUGUUUCCUGAGGUAAAAUCUUUGCAUUACUGCUUUGUAUCUAUGUGAACUGCUAGUGCUGAGGGAUUAAAGAGGUCCUAAAUUAUGGCAUCCCUGUGAUUCAGGCACGUUAGGAGUACAGUGUAUAUGGGAAGUGAAUUUGGAAGCCAGAGGGUAACGUAUAUAGAUGCUCAGCACUUUCACUCAGCCUCCUAUUGUGUAUGCUUAAAAAUAAGUAGAUUUUUGCAAACAUGGAAAUAACAUUUUUCUUGCACUGGGGACCUCAAGUUAUAACUUGGCUCAAGAAGGAACUAAAUCUCAGGUCAGCUUCUGCUUUAGACUGUCCCUCAAGUGAAAUAUGCCACUUAGUUGUUUAAUAUAUGUGAAUUAACAUAAUCAAGAGAUGAUUUACUUUACCUAGAUAUUCCGGGACCCAAGCUUGACACAUUAGACGGGUCUGAUUCUAAUUGCAUAGCACUUUAUAAAACUUAGACCCCUUUAAGGUUUCUUAAGUAGGCCACCUAAAAUCACUAAUUAUUUUGGAAAAUCUCUACUCCGUUUAAGUAACAGAUAUUUUGGUUGCUAGUUACGCUACUUAUUUAAUCACAGAAUAAAGGGUUGUCCUAGUUACUGUUGUUCUCUUAUAAGUAUCUUUAGUGUUCAUCUUUCUUGUUCGUUGGGUGAUUCUGACAGCCUGAGAAUUGCAUAGCACUGAGGGGCCAAUACGGUAUGCACUAUCUUUUGACUUUUUUCUCUGUCUGCAUGAUACUAGGCUGGACACCAAGAAGUGUUGCCUACUUGAAUGUUAGUUGGUCUGAGCUGGUGAAAUGGCUCACAGCAUCCAGAGCCACUCCCUAUCAGGCUGUAUGUUAUACCAUCAAUAUAGUCAAAUUUAAUACAAAAAUAUACUAAGUUCAAAUUCUAAAGAAUUCCACCAAGUGCUGUCACGCUGUUUAGUAAACUGCUGCUGCUGUCUUUGCUUCCUUUACCAGCUGUGCAGAAUUUAAUUAUAAAAUCUGUGUGGAAAAGAGUGCCUCUCUAUCUCCAAAACUCCUGCUUAAUAAUGGUUGCUUUCAGAAGAGGCCUGUAACUUUGAGCCUGCCUCUCUAUUUCCCUGCUACUGCCAGGCAUACACUGUUUUGAAUUGAUUAAUCAUGUGCAUCACUUCACUCUUGUUCCCAGGACCCCAUCCCUGCUUCAGUGUUUAUAAUUCCAUGUAUAGAUUAUCAAUACUGAGACCCCCAUUCCAUUGCCCUCCCCAGUUGCUGAUCAUGUUCUGUGCUUCUGGUAAAUAUUUUUGAUUUCCCAGUUACAUGUAAAACAGCCCAAAAUUACAGCCUAUGCCUACCAGCUAGAAGCUGAGGAAAAGGCUAUUAUAAAUUGGCAAUGUUUAUCCUUUGCAGCUCAGAAUGUAAUAUUUACAUAAAAAAGUGGCUGUAGCUUUUUUUCUAGAAUAGUACAGAAAAAGGUCUUGGCCUCUCAGACAACGGGAUUGGUAACUAAACCCCUAAGACCCGGAUUUUCAAGAGACAUUUUGCACUGUCAGUUUCUCGCAGAAAGAUGAAAUGGUUCAAUUUUUAUACUCAUCCCACUGAUCUACAGGUGACUGCACAAAAGAUCUCUGUUAUUUAUUUAAAAGCAGAUUGA
Messenger RNA from Chelonoidis abingdonii (Abingdon island giant tortoise), 4219 nucleotides. The record is from RefSeq and is a predicted model, not a curated record. NCBI's taxonomy places the organism in Eukaryota, Metazoa, Chordata, Testudines, Testudinidae.